Coregonus clupeaformis (lake whitefish) is the source of this 2003-nucleotide messenger RNA. Its product is annotated as partner and localizer of BRCA2. Lineage: Eukaryota; Metazoa; Chordata; Actinopteri; Salmoniformes; Salmonidae. Gene Ontology annotation, cellular component: nucleoplasm. The transcript has 8 exons. The record is from RefSeq and is a predicted model, not a curated record. Gene Ontology annotation, biological process: double-strand break repair via homologous recombination. Gene Ontology annotation, molecular function: protein binding; DNA binding. Bases 9 to 1052 code for a protein of 347 amino acids.
AGGAGGAGAUGAGGGAAGAGGAGGAGAGGAGGGAAGAGGAGGAGAGGAAGGAUAGGAUGAGAGAGGAGAGUGUCUUAAACCUCUCAUACACACUGAAGUCCCCUGCAGGAGGCAGCCUGGUGGAUGUGUGCUGUGUGUCGUGGCCGUCAGUAGGGGUGUGUGUGGCGGUGGCAGGAGAGUGGGAGGUGUGUGUUUGGGGUCAGACCACCCCCCCACACUGGAGACGACUGCACACCUGGACCUUCAUAGAAUCAGUGAUGUCAGUGUUUCCUGUGCCGGACGCUCCUGGGCUUCUCUGUGUGACUCUGGGACAGCUGGAAAUCAGAGAGGCCAGGGUGCUGUGCUGCUCCAGUCUGUCCCAGGCGGUGCUGUGUGAGGGGGAGGUCCAGACGGUGGUGGGCAUGUCCAACCGAAGGCUGGUUAGCUCCUCCCACUCUGCAGCCACACCCCCGCUGCAGGUCUACACACUCACAGAGGACGGCAGGCUGCAAGCCUCCCUGUCUCUGGUCUGUCCUACUGAGCGUGUGCAGACCGUGGCCGCGGUAGAGGGACAGACUGAUGCUCUGAUUGGCUCAACCCACAGCGGACAUCUUGUUCUAUGGAACGUGACGACGGGGCAGCUGCUGCGGAGCAUCACUCUGGGAGACGGUUUCACGGAUACGGCCUGCCUCCGAGGAUACUCCCUCUGUGGGGUGCUGUUUGUUCUGCUGCAGCACCCGUCCCUGUGUGCUCUGGAGGAGGAAGAGGGAGGGGCUCUGUUCUCUCUGGUCGCCACCAACCCUCUGACUGGCACCGUCGCCCUGGCAACCAGACUAGGCCUGCCCAAAUCCUGCACCGGGAGGCUGGUGGAGGUUGAUGUCCAUGGCUCCAGUGUGGUUGGGGUGUUCCGGUCUGGCUCCAUAUGUGUGUGGCAGCUGGGGGGGCAUCAGGGCCAGCGGGGUGUCUGGUUACCAGAGAUGGGGUGUCUGCUCGCCCGUUGGGGGGCACAGGGAACAGUCCUGACGGCACACCUCAAUGGAGAUGUCUGCUUACACCGCUACAGACCACUCUGAACUACUAUAGACCACCACAGACCGCUCUGAACUACUAUAGACCACCACAGACCACUCUGAACUACUAUAGACCACCACAGACCACUCUGAACAUACAUAGCACAUUUCUAUCUAAAGGUUGGCCAACGUUGUGUCCUGCUGAAUGCAGCCCAGAAGGGUAUACUACAAAGCAUGAUCAAUGAGUUAGCACGCUAACUUUGAUAAGCAACCAGAAAUAACUAUUGAUUUUCUUGUUCAUUAAGAAAGCUAAACAUAGCUAUGUGUUUUGGGUUGUUUUAUUAUACCUUGACCUUUCUAUAAAACAAGUUAUUUCAGAAUAUUUAGGCAAGUUAGCUGGAUAACUCAUUGAUCCUGCUUUGUAGUAACCACCUGUAACCAUGACCACUCUGGUGCUGAAUCACUUUCUACUACUGAAUCACUUUUUGAUUCUGAUUCUUCUGAAUCGCUUUCUGCCACAUACAAAUGACAUGGUUCAACUGUCUGGUUCCUGAAUCUGUGGUCUAUAUGUGCUGCAUAUAAAUGACAUGGUUCAACUGUCUGGUUCCUGAAUCUGUGGUCCAUAUGUACAUAAAUAGCACAACUUUCUUACAAGAUGAAAAUAUGUUUUAUAAAAGCUCUGUAAAUUGAAGUGCUGUUGAAUGCUCAUGAUACAUUUAAGCAAUAAGGCCCGAGGGGGUGUGGUAUAUGGCCAAUAUACCACGGCUAGGUGCUGUUCUUAUGGAUGGCACAACAUGGAGUGCCUGGCUACAGCCCUUAGCCGUGGGAUAUUAGCCAUAUACCACAAACCCCUGAGGUGCCUUAUUGCUAUUAUAAACUGGUUACCAACAUAAUUAGUGCAUUAAAAGUACAUGUUUUGUCGUACCCGUGGUAUACGGUCUGAUAUACCACAGUUGUCAGCCAAUUAGCAUUAAGGGCUCGAACCACCCAGUUUAUAAUAAACAUUUAUUUUUA